UGUGCCUUGUUAUUUUGCGGGUUUAUUUGUGCUGUGUCAGAUUAUUUGAAGUGUUUUAGUUAGUUUCUUAACAGUUGGAUAGUCUAAAAUUGUCUAAAAAGUGAGCGCUUUGACACAGUAACCACAUGGAAGCGUUGCUGGGCCUCUGGGAUGUUUAAAGGCAGAAGGAGCAGGGAGUUAGCAAACAUAGCUAACACAACAAUCCACGUUAUAUUAACGCUAAAACUUAGCCGAUAACUUCAUCACCGUCUUUAUCAUUUACCAGGUACUGUAUAGUUUCAGGAUGUCUAAACUCGAACGUUUGAAUGCCCGCGUAGCCAAGCUGCUCACUGAAGCAGUGCAUGAGGUUCUGGAUAUGGUGAAGGAGACCGUGUCUGAGUACCAGGAGAAAACCUCCAGAACUGUAAGAGAAAAUGAGACUCUACGAAGGCGACUACAGGAGCUCCAGGAUAAGCUAUCAAGAGAGAGCACAUCGGUUCUACCUGCAGGUGGACUGUUGCCCGAGGAAAAAGGAUGCACAGUCACUCAUGAGGAGGACUUAAGCCUUACUCAGAGGCAUAACUCAGACAUUACUGCGCCAGAGCAAAUCCCAGUAAGCAGUCACAACCCAGACAAUGACGUGAAGCAGGAAUCCAAACGGCAGGAAAACAACAAUGAUGCUGAGUCACAUGCUGAGUGUGACUUGGCCCAACCAUCAACAGAACAAUGCCACGCACAACCUGAGGAGUUGAUUCAAAUGAUUCGGGAAGACAUAGAAACCCAGAACGCAAACAUGAAUAUCUGUGCCAUCUCUUCCAAUGAUACAUUUCAUCCUGGCACUGCACUCGGAGUAAACACUGUUAUUAAAAGAGAACUAGAGCCAACAGACUGCACAUCAGACUCAUCAUCUCUACAAGAACAUUAUAAUGGAUGUGUGGAUUUAAGCUGCAACUCCUCUCGUCACCACACUGCUGAGACCCUGGGGCAGCGAGGUGCUGCCGAACCUUAUGGACUUGUCUUAGUUCACUCAAAUUCAACAGUACAGAAAAGACUUGUUUUGUCAAAAACCAACAGGGUUUCCUUUGAUAUGAGAAAACACAGGAGGGGGAAUGAGUCAGUAAUACUGACCCACACGUGUAUUGUGUGUGGAAAGACAUUUAGCAGGGUUGGGAACUUAAGGAUCCAUCAGCGAUGUCAUACGGGAGAGAAGCCAUAUGGCUGCAUACAGUGCGGGAGAUGUUUCAGUCAGGCCGGAGACCUGAAAAAACACAAGAGGGUCCACACAGGAGAGAAACCUUAUUAUUGCAGCCAGUGUGGGAAGAGCUUCAGUCGAGGGGAGAAUCUUAAAAGACACCAAAGAAUCCACAUUGGUGAGACUUUACAGUUACAGCGAGCGUGGAUGGAGCAGCAGUAACAAUGUCUGUACUGGACUCAGCAAAUAUUCAUACUUAGUGAUGGAAACCUGUUACCUAGCCCUCUUCAGGACUUUAGUAAAUCCUUUAACUUUAGUAUAGGUUUUUGUGUGCUCUACCUGGUCAAACUGAAGUCUGCUCAGUCAUAGUAGGUGAAACUAUGACUGGAUAUGUGCAUCUGUUGUAACGUAGUACUGUUCUAAACAUUAUACAGUAGAAAGAAAAAAUUCAAGACAUUGCGAUUUGUUUAAAACAAGUUGUAAUAAUGUAUCUAUUUAGUAUUGAUUUUACACUAAACUGAUCCAUUGAGUCAUAUCCGUUUUUCAAAUAAUUGACGAUGAAGGCGUCAAAGCUGAUGAUCAAUAUAUUUAAAAACCUGAAUAGCAUGAUUGUAAACAAUUUUGCCAUAUUUUCCUAAAUGCGUGAAAACUGCUUUCUCUUAGAAAUAUUUAUUCUAGACAUACUGAGUUUCAGUAAAAGUGUUUGGAUUUUCACAUUAGAGGCAAUAAACUAAUUUAUUGCA
This is a messenger RNA of Betta splendens (Siamese fighting fish), 1914 nucleotides long. Its product is annotated as zinc finger protein 658B-like. Gene Ontology annotation, molecular function: DNA-binding transcription factor activity; RNA polymerase II cis-regulatory region sequence-specific DNA binding. The coding region runs from base 284 to 1393 and encodes 369 amino acids. The transcript is spliced from 3 exons. Gene Ontology annotation, biological process: regulation of transcription by RNA polymerase II. NCBI's taxonomy places the organism in Eukaryota, Metazoa, Chordata, Actinopteri, Anabantiformes, Osphronemidae. The record is from RefSeq and is a predicted model, not a curated record.